AUGCCCGUAUCAAACGAUGAUUACGCUCAAUAUGCUGACCUAGUAAAGUACGUACAUGGAGGUGAUUGGCAUUCCACGGGAAGCUUUCUUAACCAACAUCCACAGGCAAUAAACGAAAAGAUUUCAUCCUAUAACUGGACGGCCCUUCAUAUGGCGACUCGAGCUGGAAAAGUGGAGAUUGUGGGAAAUUUGGUAGAGUUAAUGUCUACACAAGCCUUGGCGAUACAGGAUUCUAAUGGUAACACAGCCCUUCACCUAGCUGCUGUAGCGGGAAUCACAAAAAUGUCCAGGUACAUGGUCGAAAAGAAUGAAGAAACGAGAUCGCUUGCCAUUGUAAAUAACAAGGGAUAUUUACCACUAACAAUGGCUUGUGCAAAUGGGCAUAGGGAUGCCACUGUCUAUCUUUCCUCAAAAACUCCUUUCGAACUGCUAUCUAUUCAAAAUCCCCAUGGGUCUCUACUCCUCCAAUGUUCUAUAUCAAACAAAAUGCCAGGUAAGAGGUUUCAUACUUCAUCCUCUUAUUCGCACACGCGAGCAAGAUUGCAUUCUUGGUAA
Molecule: messenger RNA, 555 nt
Organism: Dovyalis caffra
Lineage: Eukaryota; Viridiplantae; Streptophyta; Magnoliopsida; Malpighiales; Salicaceae
Source: the annotation of a GenBank genome assembly